AUGUUUGGACAUCAGACUAUUCCCCUUGAACCUUCGUCAGAAACUGUGCCACAAUCUAGGUCAUUGGACGCUCCGUCACGGACACCAGACUUUACUAGACCAACACCAGUCAACUAUUCCCUACUCCCUGCGGUCUUUCGCCCCGAUCCUAUUGCCGAGGCGUACAAGAAAGGAAAGUUUCAUGACCCUGAGGCCAUGCGGUACCUCAACUUUCUAGUUGGGAUGGACCGAGAUGACUUCAAACCCUACAUGGUCGAUUUCUUGAAUUUUGCUGCCUUCGAUGGUCUGAAGCGAUACCAUGAUCCCAGCUUCCAAAGUAGUGUCGACCAGCGCUGUCACGCGAUCGGCUCGGGGAUGAAGCCCAUGAGCUGGGCUGAGGCGGGACGAGGCAUCAAGGACGCGCUGCAGAGGGUUCAUGAGCUGAGGAUCGGCGUGAUUGUGGUCAUGUUGCGCUGCAAGGCCCAUCUCCUACUUCCCGAGGACCCAGUCAUGAAACAGGCCUUCUGCAUUGUGGCUUCCCUGGGGUACCUCUUGGAAUCGGUCAAGAAGCUCCGGCAAAGGUUUGAGGGGAUUGGACCAGGUCGUUGGAACGCGCGAAAUGAUGCUACUGUGCUCGGGGCUAUCAUGGCUCAUCUCGACACCAUGAGAGAUAUGGCCAGGGUUUUGGAGCGGAUGAAGGGACUCGCGGAUGACUUGGCUCUUGUGGAUGAUGACCGUCCCAAGAGGAUGAUAUUGUUGAAAUGGAUAGGCGACGAGAUGACUAACUGGCCGAGAAUGUCUGCUUAG
Molecule: messenger RNA, 786 nt
Organism: Diaporthe amygdali
Lineage: Eukaryota; Fungi; Ascomycota; Sordariomycetes; Diaporthales; Diaporthaceae
Product: Chaperone protein DnaJ
Exons: 1
Coding region: 1-786 (261 amino acids)
Source: RefSeq, a predicted model, not a curated record